This is a messenger RNA of Punica granatum (pomegranate), 597 nucleotides long. NCBI's taxonomy places the organism in Eukaryota, Viridiplantae, Streptophyta, Magnoliopsida, Myrtales, Lythraceae. The record is from RefSeq and is a predicted model, not a curated record.
AUGCAGUCCUUUGACGCGAAGCUCCGUACCUGGACAAGCCAUGUCAUCAGUGCUCUCACCGACAGGGUCGAGGUACGGGGCCUCUCUUUCGAGUCCUUCAAGGAGGUCAUGGGGUGCCUCUUCGACAUGAACCAGCAAGUGAGGUGGCAAUAUGGAUCGAUCGGAAAGGUCUUGGAGUGCAAGAAAGACAUACGGAAGAGCCGAGAGCUGUUCGAUCUCGGCGAGGAGUUCUUCCAGAUCUUUCGGUCCAUUUAUGGGCAGCAGGUCUUGAUGCUCCAGAAAUUGCAGCUUUGGAAGAGCAAGCUCGACAACAGGCUUAGAAUUGAUCGAAGAUGGAGUCAAGCCAACAAUUCAGCGUUGCGAUAUGCAUUUGUAUUCUCCCUAGUAAUUGCAUCACCAUUGCUUCACAAAACAAGUUUGAUGUACUGUAAUGCAGGCGCAUCCCUGCCUGAAGGAAGGUCUCGAGCGACAAGCACGAUCAUUGAGUUGGGUAGUGACCUGCAGAGCUGUGGUGCUGGGAGCUGGAACAGUAGGAUAGAGCUAAUGAAGGCGAUUCUCAUGAAACAUCAACCUGUUACGAAGAGCUUCAAAGUAUAG